AUGGGUGUCUCGGAGCUUAUCGAUUCUAUCAAUCUUGCUACUAGUGAGUCUGAUAAGUUGAAUGAUGAAGAUCGAGGAAAGCUUCUUAGUGCUUGUGGAAGACUACAAACGAGCCUAGAGGGUCCUCGGGAUAAGUUGAUGAAGAUGAUAUUCUCGUCACUUCAACCAGUAGCACUUAGCCUCGCAGUUGACAUGGAAAUUUUUGAUACGGCAGCUGCUUUGUCUGCGGCUGGGAAAGAAAUUCGAGCCGAAGAUCUUGCUUUGCCAAAAGAUGCUGAUCCGUUGCUUGUUGUAAGGAUCAUGAGACUGUUGGUGGGAAUGGGUUACUUCACUGAAUUAGCCAGAGAAAUCUACAAACCCACACCACUAGCAAGCGCUCUCGUCACAUCAUCUCCAUAUGGCCAAGCAGUGAUCCAUUUCACAACCCAAAAUGAAGUUGUAGCCGCUCUCCCAACAUACUUUGCCAAAAAAGGCUAUCAGAGCCCCAACGAUGCAUACGAUGGUCCAUUCCAGUUUGCUCGACAAACAGACCUCCAUUGUUUUGAUUGGAUGGCUACUCAACCGCGUAUCCAACAUGCCUUCAAUACCGUGAUGACCAUUCCCCGCACUAUUGGUCGCACAGCAUGGUAUGAGUAUUUUCCCGUUGCAAAAAAGCUCAAGGUAGAAUCACCUACAGAUCCACUGAUAGUUGAUAUUGGAGGAGGUAUUGGACAUGAUUUAAUUCGUUUCAAAGAAGCACAUCCAAAACUUCAAGGGAAACUUAUUGUAGAAGAUAUCCCGGUAGUGGUUUCUGGUAUCGCACCAAGCUCUCUUCCUGGCGGCAUUGAAGCUCAACCAUAUGACUUCUUCAAACCACAACCUAUCCACAAUGCAAAAGCUUAUUUUCUCGCCAAUGUCUUGCACGAUUGGCCUGACAAGCAAGCUUCUGUUAUUCUGAAGCAAAUUAAGAAUGCGAUGGGUAAAGACAGUAUGUUAUUGAUCAAUGAGAAUUUGAUGCAAGAAGAGAAUGCAUCAUUCGAGAGUGCCUGUACAGACUGGAUGAUGAUGGGAGGAUUUUCGGCAUUAGAAAGGACCGAGAAACAAUUCAAAGAGCUGAUUGAGAGUGUGGGGUUAGUUUUGGUGAAGGUUUGGGGGGCUCCAGGUGUAGAAAGUGGACCUUGGGAAGGAAGAAGACUAUUGGAAGUGACCAAGAAUGAUUGA
This is a messenger RNA of Botrytis fragariae, 1200 nucleotides long. RefSeq names its product putative o-methyltransferase protein. The record is from RefSeq and is a predicted model, not a curated record. Bases 1 to 1200 code for a protein of 399 amino acids. Gene Ontology annotation, molecular function: O-methyltransferase activity. The transcript has 4 exons. NCBI's taxonomy places the organism in Eukaryota, Fungi, Ascomycota, Leotiomycetes, Helotiales, Sclerotiniaceae.